AUGCGAGAGGCCGCUUGGCACACUAAGGAAGGGAGUUAUCCCAACAGCAUCUGCGAAUGCUUUAAUUGGAAAGAGUACAACAGAAACUGCGAGAAUGCAGCUCAGCAGCUACGUUUACGGCGCAAACAGGCUCACAUCACGAUUACUGGAUUAGCAGAUACAAAAAUUACAGAUGCGGCAGCAGAGGUGGAGCUAGUCAUAAGAUCAAUCUACAACCCACAUGCGAAAUACAAGCUGCUCGCGUCAGUAAUACCUCUAGUGAGUAAGCGCAUGCCAAUCAAACGACUGCCGUUUGAAGAGUGGACUCAUCUGAAGGGCUUACCGUUGGCCGACCCUAACUUCUUCAGUCCACAAGGAGUUGAUAUUCUGUUGGGAAAUGACGUCUACGAUGAGCUGAUGUUAGUAGAAGUGCAUCGAGGAAUACGUGGUAUGCCUCUGGCGCAAAAUACGCAUUUGGGAUACAUUGUAUCAGGAAAAACGAAUCAAGAAGGUGGUAGGAGAUCGUCGUACACCAUAACGGUACGAAGGAAGGAAGCUGAUGAGAUACUUGAACAAUUGUUAUGUAAGUUUUGGGAGCUAGAACAAUUCGACGAGGAGCCACGUGGGGUUUCAGUAGAGGAUAACUGGUGCGAAGAUUUCUUCGUUAAGACACAUAGCCGAAUGCCGUCUGGGAAAUAUGUUGUUCGUCUUCCUUUUCUUACAUACUUGGACGAAUCAAUGGUAAUUGGAGAAUCAUAUAAGAGCGCGUUAAAACGAUUACAUUCUCUGGACAGACGGUUGCGUAACGAUGCGAGUUUGAAGAACGCUUAUGUUGGCACGAUAAAUGAGUAUCUGGAGCUGGGUCAAAUGGAACGUGUAACGUCACGGGCUAGUAAGACGGGCAAUCCUGCAUUGGGGGGAGUCGAUCAUUGCUACCUACCGCAUCACCCAGUCAUAAAGGAAUCGUCAUCAACUACGAAGGUACGAGUUGUCUUCGAUGGAUCGAGCAAGACGAGUAAUGGAAAAUCGCUUAAUGAGAUUCUAGCAAUAGGUCCAAAAUUGCACGUACAUCUUCAAGGAAUCAUUCUCAAUUGGCGAGGGCUAAGAUGGGUAUUUAUGGCGGAUGUUGAAAAAAUGUACAGAUGUAUUAAUAUUCCACCCGACGACGCGCAGUACCAGCGUAUUCUAUGGAAUCCGGACACAAGUAAUUAUGUGGAAGAAUAUGCCUGCACAACGGUGAUGUUUGGAACGAGCUCCGCACCUUAUUUAGCCAUGAGAGUUAUGAAACAAUUAGCUAUGGAUGAAUGCGAGAAGUAUCCACUGGCGGUGGAUGUUAUAAAUCAUCAAAUGUAUGUAGAUGACAUACUGUCUGGUGUCGACAGUAUUGCAGAAACGGAGGAUGUCAAGAACCAAGUGAUUGGAAUGCUUCGUAGUGGUACAUUCGAACUACGGAAGUGGGCGAGUCUAUACUGGAGUCCCAAAGAAGAUGAGUUCCGUUUUGCUUUGCAUGUCGUUCCACCAAUGAGCUCACCUACAAAGAGGACAAUACUAUCAGCAAUUGCACGACUGUUUGAUCCCAUGGGAUGGCUUAGUCCGAUAAUGAUUACUGCCAAAAUUCUCAUGCAGCAACUGUGGAAGGAGAAAAUUGGCUGGGAUAGCACACUACCGGACACUAUUAAGAGAGAAUGGGAGAAAUUCGUCAGAAAAUGGGAAUGUUACCAGCAGUACGGGUACGCCCUUCUAGAGCAUUCUCAUCCGUUGGAGUGGACUACGCUGGACCCGUAA
Drosophila willistoni is the source of this 1764-nucleotide messenger RNA. RefSeq lists its product as uncharacterized. Bases 1 to 1764 code for a protein of 587 amino acids. Lineage: Eukaryota; Metazoa; Arthropoda; Insecta; Diptera; Drosophilidae. The transcript is spliced from 4 exons. The record is from RefSeq and is a predicted model, not a curated record.